Molecule: messenger RNA, 2867 nt
Organism: Pelmatolapia mariae (spotted tilapia)
Lineage: Eukaryota; Metazoa; Chordata; Actinopteri; Cichliformes; Cichlidae
Product: B-cell receptor CD22-like
Exons: 13
Coding region: 67-2862 (931 amino acids)
Source: RefSeq, a predicted model, not a curated record
UGACUGCUCGACAAACAUCAUGAAAUAAUGUUUAGGGAUUAGAAACUUCACUCUCUUGCAACAAAGAUGGCUGGGACUCUGACUUUUCUUCUCGUUUGUUCUCUGCUGCAGGAUUCACCCAAAGAUGUACAAAUUUCUGUCAGUCCUUCUGCUCCAAUAUCAGAAAACCAAACAGUAACUUUGACCUGCAGCAGUAAUGCCCACCCAGCAGUAGAAAACUACACCUGGUACACAGCUGAUGGAGACCAGGAGGCUCUCAUUGGGACUGGACGCACUUUAAAUAUUACAGUUUCAACAAUCAACAGUAAUUUUUUCUGCAACGCUACAAAUACAGUUGGAUUUAAAGCAUCCAUCAACCUCCAAAUAGACGUCCAGUAUUCACCUGAAAACAUCACAGUUUCAGUCAGUCCCUCUGGUCCAGUACCAGAGAACAGCAAUGUGACUCUGACCUGCAGCAGUAAUGCCAACCCAGCAGUGACGAACUACACCUGGUACAGAGCUGAUGGAGACCAGGAGACUUUUAUUGGGACUGGAAGCUCUUUUAAUGUUGCUGUUUCAAAAGUCAAAAGUACAUUUUUCUGCAACGCUACAAAUGCACUCGGAUGUGAACGAUCAAGCAACCUACAAAUAGAUGUUCAAUAUUCACCUGACAACGUCACAGUUUCAGUCAGUCCCUCUGGUCCAGUACCAGAGAACAGCAAUGUGACUCUGACCUGCAGCAGUAAUGCCAACCCAGCAGUGAGGAACUACACCUGGUACACAGCUGAUGGAGACCAGAAGACUUUCAUUGGGACUGGACGCACUUUAAAUAUUACAGUUUCAACAAUCAACAGUAAUUUCUUCUGCAACGCUACAAAUACAGUUGGAUUUAAAACAUCCAUCAACCUCCAAAUAGACGUGCAGAAUUCACCUGAAAACAUCACAGUUUCAGUCAGUCCCUCUGGUCCAGUACCAGAGAACAGCAAUGUGACUCUGACCUGCAGCAGUAAUGCCAACCCAGCAGUGACGAACUACACCUGGUACAGAGCUGAUGGAGACCAGGAGGCUCUCAUUGGGACUGGACGUACUUUAAAUAUUACAGUUUCAACAAUCAACAGUAAUUUUUUCUGCAACGCUACAAAUACAGUUGGAUUUAAAGCAUCCAUCAACCUCCAAAUAGACGUCCAGUAUUUACCUAAAAACGUCACAGUUUCAGUCAGUCCCUCUGGUCCAGUACCAGAGAACAGCAAUGUGACUCUGACCUGCAGCAGUAAUGCCAACCCAGCAGUGACGAACUACACCUGGUACAGAGCUGAUGGAGACCAGGAGACUUUUAUUGGGAGUGGAAGCUCUUUUAAUGUUGCUGUUUCAAAAGUCAAAAGUACAUUUUUCUGCAACGCUACAAAUGCACUCGGAUGUGAACGAUCAAGCAACCUACAAAUAGAUGUUCAAUAUUCACCUGACAACGUCACAGUUUCAGUCAGUCCCUCUGGUCCAGUACCAGAGAACAGCAAUGUGACUCUGACCUGCAGCAGUAAUGCCACCCCAGCAGUGAGGAACUACACCUGGUACACAGCUGAUGGAGACCAGAAGACUUUCAUUGGGACUGGACGCACUUUAAAUAUUACAGUUUCAACAAUCAACAGUAAUUUCUUCUGCAACGCUACAAAUACAGUUGGAUUUAAAACAUCCAUCAACCUCCAAAUAGACGUCCAGUAUUCACCUGAAAACAUCACAGUUUCAGUCAGUCCCUCUGGUCCAGUACCAGAGAACAGCAAUGUGACUCUGACCUGCAGCAGUAAAGCCAACCCAGCAGUGACGAACUACACCUGGUACAGAGCUGAUGGAGACCAGGAGACUUUUAUUGGGACUGGAAGCUCUUUUAAUGUUGCUGUUUCAAAAGUCAAAAGUACACUUUUCUGCAAGGCUACAAAUGCACUCGGAUGUGAACGAUCAAGCAACCUACAAAUAGAUGUUCAAUAUCCUCCACAGAUCCUGUUCUCAUCACACUGCACCUCAACAGAAAGUCAGCUCAACUGUUCCUGUGAGACUCUGGGAAACCCAUCCCCCACUAUACAGUGGUAUUUGAAUGGACUACCUGUCAAUCACUCUAAAUGUGAAAUAUUCAAUGAGACUCUGAACAGGACAAUUCUGAGGAGCUUCUUCACUCUGAAUCAGCCUCAUAAGAAGGAUCAUCUCACCCUGCUUUGCCACACCUUCAACUCUCUGGGCUCAGCCAGUCAACAAUUUUGUGUCAGCAACCAACAGAUUUCCACAGAACAUCAACUUCUGUAUCCAGCGAUAAUAUCCACUCUUGCAGUGCUACUGUUAGCACUGCUACUAUAUGUGUUUUUUAUCAGGGCUCAGAAGAAUCCCUGUAAAAAUAAAGGUCAUUUAACAGAUGAAAACAACACAGUUGCAACGAGUCAGCCUCUAACUGAAGAAGGAAAUGAGGAACCAAACACAACAGAAGAGUGCAUUUAUGCAAACGCUGAUGGACUGAGAGGGGCAGAAAAUCUUCACCAUGCAAACAUCGCUGGACCAAGCAGCACUGACUUGCCAAAAUCAGGGCCAAACAAUGCAGAAGGAGGAUGCAAAAAAUCAGACAAGAAAGGGGACGAGUGCGAACUGAUUUACUCUCAUGUGAACUGGAAGAUGAAAAGCAAGAAAAAAAAGGGUGGAAAAUCUUUGGACAUGAAUCCACCUGGCAGAUCUUAUUUGAAAGAGAAGUGCAUGGUGAGGGGAGUUAACAGAAAGUUUGUGAGCAAUGCAGUAGAAAUGGGAGGGCUGCAUGCUCAAGUGGAGCCUAGAAAUAUGAGGAAGGAAGUGGGGUGUGAAUAUGUACAAGUCAAAUUUAAAGAACAAAGCGCUAUGCAAAAAUAGAUAUA